GUCCAGAGAGAGAGAGAAUUACAAGCAGAGAGAGAGAGAGUCAGAUACAAGCAGAAAGAGAGAGAGAGAGAGAGAGAGAGAGAGAGAUCUGAAAAAGAUCUACAGAGCUGUACCUCCAUCCAGAGAAAGAAAUAAAGAAAGGAGGAGAAGCCUGAUGUACAGAGACUCCUGAAAGAAAAGGGCGAACAGAAAACGACGGAAAGUUUGACUGAAAGUAAUAACAGUAUAUCAGAAAUCACUGAAGGAGAAAAUAAUGGAGGGAAAAAUCACGGAUUUCUCUGGAACCUGGAAAAUGAAAAGUUCAGAGAACUUCGAGGAGCUGCUGAAAGCUCUCGGUGUAAAUGUGUUUUUGAGGAAGAUUGCAGUGGCAGCGGCAUCCAAGCCCUCAGUGGAGAUCUCACAGCAGGGUGAGACCCUCUCCAUCCAGACCUCCACCAGCGUACGCACCACCCAUGUGUCCUUCACGGUGGGAGAGUCGUUUAACGAGGCCACUGUGGAUGGACGACCAUGCACGAGUUUUCCUAAAUGGGAGACAGAUAGAAAAAUCACAUGUGAGCAGACACUGCAGAAGGGCGAGGGGCCCAAGACAUCCUGGACACGUGAGCUGACCAACGACGGAGAGCUUAUUCUGACCAUGAGUGCUGCAGAUGUUGUCUGCACCCGUGUUUAUGAACGAGAGUGAUGAAUCGGCCCUGUGGUCAGAUGGCUCUUCUAGUUACAACCCACGCUUCAUUUUUUUAUUACUCACGUAGCCUAUACAUUUGUUCAUUGUCACUGACAGCACCUUUCUGCCAUUUAUGUGCAUCAUUUUGACCUAGUUAUGUGUGCCUGUGAUGUGUGUGUCUCUGUGUGUGUGAAUGUGUGUGCAUGCUCUGUUUGAGUGUGGAUGUGUGUGCGUGUAUUUCUCUGCUUCACAUGAGGAUAUCAAGUGCAACAACUGUAUUUAUUGUGAAGCAACAGUUUCUACCAGCUCAGUCAAAAUCUGCAUGUGUUGUUUAUACACAAGGUUUAUGGUCAAUAAAACAUGUUAACAUUCA
Molecule: messenger RNA, 1037 nt
Organism: Astyanax mexicanus (Mexican tetra)
Lineage: Eukaryota; Metazoa; Chordata; Actinopteri; Characiformes; Acestrorhamphidae
Gene: crabp2b
Product: cellular retinoic acid binding protein 2, b
Exons: 4
Coding region: 254-682 (142 amino acids)
Biological process (GO): fatty acid transport
Cellular component (GO): nucleus; cytosol
Molecular function (GO): fatty acid binding
Source: RefSeq, a predicted model, not a curated record